Molecule: messenger RNA, 2911 nt
Organism: Gastrolobium bilobum
Lineage: Eukaryota; Viridiplantae; Streptophyta; Magnoliopsida; Fabales; Fabaceae
Product: DEAD-box ATP-dependent RNA helicase 24
Exons: 5
Coding region: 291-2636 (781 amino acids)
Molecular function (GO): RNA helicase activity; RNA binding; ATP binding
Source: RefSeq, a predicted model, not a curated record
CCGCCCACCCAACUCUAGAUCCGUCGUCAUCAUCUCCUUCCUUUAACCAGGCAUCGACCACGGUUGGGUGCAAAAUUGCUGGUUGCAACGCAACGUUCCACACGCGGAAGCGCCAAAUUCCCUUAGCCGUAGACCAUAGCUCCGUGACUCCGUCACCCCUGUUUUACUAAACCGAUAACCCUAAAUUCCGUUAUUUCACUUUUCUUACACCACCCUCUCAACUUCGCGCAAGCUCAGUUAGGGUUGUCUCUUGCUCUCGUUGUGUUUUACUACAAAACCAAUCGCCAGACAUGUCGAAGAGGAAGUUCGGAUUCGAAGGGUUUGGCAUAAACCGCCAAUCAACCUAUAGCUUCGAGCGAUCUCAAGCUCCUCAGCGACUCUACGUUCCUCCCUCGUCGCGGCACGGCCAUGACAAUUACGAAGAUACUGACCUCGACAACAUCGAUUACGACGACAACGAUGGUCCCAGGGAGGAAGAGAACAACGACAAUGGCGGCGACAAGAAGGACGGUAACGACGACGAAGAAAUCGAUCCCCUGGAUGCGUUCAUGGAAGGGAUUCACGAGGAGAUGAAGGCGCCGCCGCCUCCGAAGCCGAAGGAGAAGGCCGAGGACAAGUACAGAGAUGACGAGGAGGACGAUCCGAUGGAGAGCUUUCUGAGGGCGAAAAAGGACCUAGGGUUGACGCUGGCUUCGGAGGCGCUGCAUGCUGGGUAUGAUUCUGACGAGGAGGUUUAUGCUGCUGCCAAGGCUGUGGACGCUGGUUUAAUAGAGUAUGAUUCUGAUGAUAACCCUAUUGUUAUUGACAAGAGGAAAAUUGAGCCCAUACUUCCUUUGGAUCACAGUUCCAUUGAUUAUGAACCCUUUAAUAAGGAUUUUUAUGAGGAGACCCCUUCAACAUCAGGUAUGAGUGAGCAAGAUGUAACUGAAUACCGGAAUAGUUUGGCUAUUCGUGUAUCGGGUUUUGAUGUUCCUAAGCCAAUAAAGACAUUUGAGGAUUGUGGGUUCUCUCCACAAAUUAUGAAUGCUAUAAAAAAACAAGGUUAUGAGAAGCCCACGUCUAUACAAUGCCAAGCUUUACCGGUUGUGCUUUCUGGUAGAGAUAUCAUUGGUAUAGCAAAAACUGGUUCCGGUAAAACUGCUGCUUUUGUGCUUCCAAUGAUCGUGCAUAUCAUGGAUCAGCCUGAACUCCAGAAGGAGGAGGGUCCUAUAGGAGUGAUAUGUGCACCUACUAGAGAAUUAGCACAUCAGAUAUAUCUGGAGUCCAAGAAAUUUGCAAAAUCGUAUGGUAUUCGUGUCUCUGCUGUCUAUGGUGGAAUGUCAAAACUUGAUCAGUUCAAAGAACUCAAGGCAGGCUGUGAGAUAGUUGUUGCUACCCCCGGCAGAUUGAUAGACAUGCUAAAAAUGAAGGCUUUGACAAUGAUGAGAGCAACUUACCUGGUUCUUGAUGAGGCUGACCGGAUGUUUGAUCUUGGAUUUGAGCCACAAGUAAGGUCCAUUGUUGGUCAGAUUAGGCCAGACCGCCAAACUUUACUCUUCUCUGCAACAAUGCCUCGGAAAGUUGAAAAGUUGGCCAGGGAAAUCCUUACUGAUCCUAUUAGAGUAACAGUUGGGGAGGUGGGGAUGGCAAAUGAAGAUAUUACUCAAGUUGUUCACGUAAUUCCUUCUGAUUCUGAGAAAUUGCCGUGGCUUCUGGAGAAGCUGCCUGAAAUGAUUGAUCAAGGUGAUGCCCUCGUAUUUGCUUCCAAGAAGGCCACUGUGGAUGAAAUUGAUUCGCAAUUGGCUCAGAGAGGCUUUAAAGUUGCUGCCUUGCAUGGCGAUAAAGAUCAAGCUUCCCGUAUGGAUAUUUUGCAGAAGUUUAAAUCUGGCAUCUACCAUGUGCUUAUUGCCACUGAUGUUGCUGCUCGAGGUCUUGACAUCAAGUCAAUCAAGUCAGUGGUGAAUUUCGAUAUUGCAAAAGAUAUGGACAUGCAUGUCCAUCGCAUUGGAAGAACAGGCCGUGCUGGUGACAAGGAUGGGGUUGCAUACACUCUUAUAACUCAGAAAGAAGCACGAUUUGCUGGUGAAUUGGUUAAUAGCUUAGUUGCUGCUGGUCAGAAUGUGUCCAUAGAGUUGAUGGAUCUUGCUAUGAAGGAUGGGAGAUUCAGGUCGAAACGUGAUGCAAGAAAAGGAGGUGGUAGAAAAGGCAGAGCUAGAGGAGGAGGUGGCAGCGGCGGCGGCGGAGGUGGCCGAGGUGUGCGUGGAGUAGAUUUUGGCUUGGGCAUUGGAUAUAAUCCAGAGUCAAAUAACGCUUCAUCUAACCAAGUUUCAAGUCGAUCUUCCACUGCAAAUUCUCUACGAACAGGAAUGAUGUCACAAUUUAAGAGCAACUUCGUUGCUGCUUCAUCAAACUCUCAGAAUCAAGGAUUCAGUAACAAUACGAGCAUGGCUGCCAAUAAGAGACCAGCACUCCCUGGCUUUGUAUCUGGUGGAUCAAUUGGUGGGGAUAUAAAUACUCACCAAUAUACUGCUUCAUCCAAUCCUGCUACAUCAGCAGUAAAUUCCACAAGCCAAAGUUCUGGAGGAAAUCCUGGUCAGAAGAGCACAAACAGUUCUAAACCGAAAGAAAGACGAAGGCCAUCAGGUUGGGAUAGAUAGUCUAUCUCAUUAUGGUACUUCUAUCAAAUCUAUGAAUGUUCCUAUAUUAUAGGUCAAGUCUUGAUUUGAAUUUGUUUGUAUUAUGAAUGCUCUAAUUUCCGAUCACGUAUUAUUUUAGCUUCUAAGUUGUAGAAAGGUUUGAGGUUUGUUUGGUUCUAUUUUUAUUUUUAAAAAAAACCAUUUUGCCCACAAACGAAAAGAACAACAAACCCUUAUCCUACGAAGUGUGGUCGAUUACACCAUUUACACAUAUGAAUCAGCGGUAUAGGUUCUGC